GAAGAUUUCUUUCAGAAGGGAGGCGAGAGGGACGGGGGAGGAAGAGAGAGAGAGGAGGAGGGUUUUGGUGAUUGAGGGGGGAAGGGGGCGGGUGUUUGGGUUGAAGGAUUGAAUCUCCACGGGAGGAUCGUUGUCCUGAUCGGAUCCGCGCCGUCGGUCGCCGAUCCUCGCGGUGCCGAGGGCGGAUCAGACGGCCGGCGUUCUUCCACUAUAGUCUGGCGCGCGUUCCCUCACCAGAUCUUGGCUUGCGGUUUGACUUCUUUUACUUUGAUUGACUUGAUGGCUUCGCAAAUGUAGGGGGAUCAUCUGAUUUUCGUCUCCCCUCUCCACCGCUACGUGUUCUUUGCUUCUUUUUGUGUGAGGUGCUAUCCAAUUCAUGGUCGUGACUGUGCAUCUUCCUCUCUCCGUAACUGCGUCAGCCUCUGUGUUUGGCGUGCGGACGAAGAAGAGGAGGAAGACUUUUCCUGUUGCCUCCCUUGGCAACUUUGCUCUACAACUUCCCACAUUCCAUGUCUCCUAACUUGGACAGCCCUGUGCAGACCCAGAUGGCAGUUGCAAUCCUGAACCAAACCCUUAGCAGUGAGUGCCAGCAUAACAAGAAUGGUGAAGGGAAGCCUGUGGGAAGAAGGCGUGUAUUUGUCCAAACUGAGACUGGCUGUGUCUUGGGUAUUGAAUUGGACCGUAGGGACAGUGCCCAUACUGUGAAAAGGAAACUUCAGUUAGCCCUCAAUGUCCCUACUGAGGAGAGCUCGCUCACAUUUGGUGAUCUUGUUUUAAAGAAUGAUCUUAGUGCUGUGCGGAGUGAUUCUCCACUUCUCCUCACCAGGAAUUCAAUACACAGGAGUUCCUCUACCCCGUGCCUCUCUCCCACCGGAGGGGAUCUCCAGCAAAGGGAUAGGAGUUGUCCAAUUGAAAUCUUAGGGUGCUCAAGCCACUGCUCUCGAAUGAAACAGCUUGUCAAGGAUGUUGUUAACGCAAUAAGAAGUGGUGUGGAUCCGAUACCUGUUCACAGUGGACUUGGGGGUGCAUACUACUUCAGGAGCAGCAGGGGUGAGUGUGUUGCAAUUGCGAAACCGACAGAUGAGGAGCCAUUUGCGCCUAACAAUCCAAAAGGUUUUGUUGGGAAAGCCCUUGGCCAGCCAGGUCUUAAAAGGUCAGUUCGGGUUGGUGAGACCGGCUUUAGGGAGGUUGCUGCGUACCUUCUUGACCAUGAUCACUUUGCAAAUGUGCCCCCCACGGCCCUUGUCAAGAUAACUCACUCGGUGUUCCAUGUGAAUGAUGGGGUCAAUGCUAAGAAUACUAAGAUCUUUGACAAGAAACGACAGGUUAUGAGCAAGAUAGCUUCAUUCCAGCAGUUCAUUCCCCAUGACUUUGACGCCAGUGAUCAUGGGACUUCAAGCUUCCCGGUCGCUGCUGUACACAGGAUUGGGAUACUCGAUGUUAGAAUCUUCAACACAGACAGGCAUGCUGGAAAUCUCCUGGUGAGGAAGCUUGAUCGUGGGGUUGGUAAAUUUGGGGGACAGGUGGAACUGAUCCCUAUUGAUCAUGGCCUCUGCUUGCCAGAGAGCUUGGAGGACCCCUAUUUUGAGUGGAUUCACUGGCCGCAGGCAUCCAUCCCAUUUUCUCAGGAUGAACUUGAGUACAUUGCCAAACUUGAUCCAGUGAGAGAUUCUGAUAUGCUCCGAAUGGAACUGCUAAUGAUCCGUGAAGCAUGCCUUAGGGUCUUGGUCCUUUGCACAAAUUUCCUCAAAGAAGCUGUAGCUUUUGGGCUUUGCCUAGCUGAGAUUGGUGAGAUGAUGAGCAGGGAGUUCAGGGGAAUGGAAGAAGAACCGAGCGAGUUGGAGGUUGUUUGCAUGGAAGCGAGGAGGUUGGUAGCAGAAAGAGAGAUAUUUUCUCCAAAAGCCGAAAUAGGAGAUGAAGAUGAUUUUCAGUUUCAUAUUGAUUGUGGAGAAGAAGAUGAUUACGUGUUGUACAAAUCGCUGCCGCGAUCCUAUGGUUUGGGGUUCAAAUGGGGAAGUUCUAGGAACCCUUUGUCAAAAUUACAGGAGAGCAUGGAGGAGGAGGAAGAAGAUGAUAAGGCUAACAAAGAUUGCAAGGUGGAGGAAGUUGCUAGCUUCUCUCCUGUUCAUGAGCGGAUUCCAAAUGUCUCGAAGUUGUCUGUGUCAUUGAAGGGUGUCGGCAUCGCGGAGAAAACUCCAGGGUACCAGGUUGAGGUUCCAAAAGGGGAUAUCACUACCAGUAAAAAUAACAGUAAUGGAAGUGCAAAUGAGCAGCUUCCAACAAGCACGAGCUUUGUGAAGCUGGCAGACAUGGACGAGGAAGAAUGGGGGGCUUUUCUCGAUAAGUUUCAGGAGCUGCUGCACGCUGCAUUCCGUGGCCGGAAGAGUAUGGCGGCAGGUCAGAGGCAGAAGCAGAGGCUGGGGACUUCUUGUCAGUUUUGAGUAGGAGAUUAAUUAAGAAAGGAGGAAGUAUGGGGUGUUCGUGUGUUUGCAGUUUGUUUUUGUUUCUGCCCUUUCUUGUAGGUGUAAUGUAAGGAGAAUAGGGAGGUCAAGAAUAAUGGUCAGGCAUGCGAGUGACGGGCAGGGGAGGUGAAAAAUGGAGGUAGCGCUGCUCCCGUAUAUAUUUUCUAGGUUGGAUUAUUAGUUGCACGAAGGUGAGUGUGAUGGCCUGCCUUUUCUUAUUAUGAUAUGCCCUUUUAGAUAAUAUUGCCACAAAUAAGAACUUAUGUAUAUUGUUCGAAAUGUUAUCAUGGUAAGCAACUCUACUCACUGGUGUUUAUGAUAUAAUCUUUUAAAAAAUAUAUUCAUGUUUAGGCUGGA
Messenger RNA from Phoenix dactylifera (date palm), 2819 nucleotides. Its product is annotated as phosphatidylinositol 4-kinase gamma 5-like. The record is from RefSeq and is a predicted model, not a curated record. Lineage: Eukaryota; Viridiplantae; Streptophyta; Magnoliopsida; Arecales; Arecaceae.